AUGAUGCAGCUCAUUCGCCAAGAUGUCUACGACUGUCAAGUGCCCAGCGAAUGGGCCUCUACCAUCUAUGACCUUGCGCUCAUGUUGAGCACACAGUUUAAACUGGACCUUCGGCCAGUUGUUACGAGCAAUCUGCUGAACCGGAAGAAUGCACAGUCUGGCACGGCUGCCCAUCUGCCACUCAUAGAAGACGCCGCUCUUUUUGAGUUCUACCAGAACAAGUACACCCCCAUGAAUAUUCUGCGCUAUGUUCAAAUUAAAAAGGUGGGUGCCAAACAGUCCAAACAGUCGAAUGGAGUUUUCUUUAUCACCACAACAAUCUUAAUACUACUCUAG
This is a messenger RNA of Dibothriocephalus latus, 336 nucleotides long. The record is from the annotation of a GenBank genome assembly. NCBI's taxonomy places the organism in Eukaryota, Metazoa, Platyhelminthes, Cestoda, Diphyllobothriidea, Diphyllobothriidae.